CUUUUACCUAUUUUUUAUUUUAUUUUAUUUUAUUUUUAUCUUUUUUUGUUUUUGACAUUUAAGUUUGUCAGAUUAUAUACAUAUUUACAUUCAUAAUGAACUCUACAAGGCAUUCUACUGAUCCAGAGACAUAUUAUCGCAAACAUGAACGUAUUGGCAAGGGCUCAUUUGGUGAAGUUUACAAAGGGGUUGAAAUCAAGACAAAUAAACCGGUAGCCAUCAAAAUCAUUGAUUUAGAAAGUGCAGAAGAUGAAAUCGAUGAUAUUCAACAAGAAAUUGCCAUUUUAUCUCAAUUAGAUUCUUCUUUUGUGACAAAAUAUCAUGGAUCUUUUUUGAAGGGUACUGGAUUAUGGAUUAUUAUGGAAUAUUGUCAUGGAGGAUCUUGUAGUGAUUUGAUGAAAUCCGGGGCUAUCUCUGAAGCUCACAUUGCCAUUAUCAUUCGAGAACUACUGAAAGGAUUAGAUUAUCUUCAUGGUGAAGGCAAAUUACAUCGAGAUAUAAAAGCGGCCAAUAUAUUGCUCAGUUCUGAUGGUGGAGUCAAACUGGCUGAUUUCGGUGUCUCUGGUCAGAUCACGGCAACUUUGACGAAAAAGAAUACUUUUGUUGGAACUCCUUUUUGGAUGGCACCUGAAGUUAUUAAACAAUCUGGUUAUGACUACAAGGCUGAUAUUUGGUCACUUGGUAUUACAGCUAUUGAAUUAGCGAAAGGCGAACCUCCUUAUGCAGAUAUUCAUCCUAUGAAGGUCUUAUUCUUUAUUCCAAAAAAUCAACCUCCUACUCUUAGUGGUCCUUAUAGUAAAGCAUUCAAAGAAUUUGUCAGUAUCUGUCUUCAAAAGGAUGCAUCUCAGCGACCUUCUGCUAAAGAAUUACUCAAACAUAAGUUCAUAAAAACCAGCAAAAAGGUAGCAUAUCUUACUGAAUUGAUUGAACGUCAUCAUCAUUGGAAAAAUCAAGGCAACGGACAAGGUAGUGACUCUUCAGACGAAGAUGGAAAUGGUGAUUUAGAGGAUGGUGAUGGUUGGGACUUUGGUACGGUCAGACAAUCAGCUCCUCCUCCACCACGGUCUACUACAGUGCAAUCAGUUUUACCUUCAACACCCAGUCGAUAUUCUAUCGGUGGUUAUACUCCUCCAAAUGUCAAUACAACCACUAACACUUCUACUACAAAUUCUAAUGCUUCUACUGCUUCUAGUUCUUAUGGUCAAAAAGUCACAAGCAAGAAUCAAGUCCAACCCCUUUCACGUAACAACGAUAUCAACGCGGCUGUGCAAAAUCUGACUGUUCGUCAACAACAACAAUUGGAUGGUACCAUCACAUCGAAUCAGAACACGGUGCGUGCUGCCGCUGAAAAGUAUACCCGACAGACGCAGCAACAAUCUAUAAUUACUCAUAUGAAUCACCAUAACAACAAUGGGAACAACCACAGUAACAACAAUAACAACAAUAACAGCAGUAACAACAAUAACAACAGUAACAACAAUAAUAACAAUAGCAACAAUAAUCAUGAGCAUACAUCCAUACCUGCUGGGUUACCUCCAAGAACACCUUCUUCAAGAAGUAUUAGCACCAUCAAAAGUGAUACCAUUCUACGUGAUACCGUUGCUCCUAUGCUAGCCAAGUUACAAGCUGGAUGUCGCAAUCAUAAGAGUCAGGCCGCUCUUGAAUCACUACGAAGAGCUUUCCAAGUCGCUGAACGAGAAUGUCCUGGAACAACUCAAGUCCUAUUUGAAGAAGUCAAUAGAAUAUUACGAACAGAAUAAAAAUUUUUGAUUUUUAUAUAGGAUAGUCUCAUUUGUGCCCCUUAGUUACUUAGUUAGUUAGUCUAUGUUUGAUCCUCUUUCCUAUAUAUAUUUAUAUACCUUUGAAAAAUGAAAUAAACUAAUUGACCGUUGAUGGCUUGAUGAUGAUGAUGAUGAUGAC
Messenger RNA from Halteromyces radiatus, 1920 nucleotides. Its product is annotated as Pkinase-domain-containing protein. Gene Ontology annotation, biological process: protein phosphorylation. The record is from RefSeq and is a predicted model, not a curated record. Gene Ontology annotation, molecular function: ATP binding; protein kinase activity. Bases 96 to 1760 code for a protein of 554 amino acids. NCBI's taxonomy places the organism in Eukaryota, Fungi, Mucoromycota, Mucoromycetes, Mucorales, Cunninghamellaceae. The transcript has 16 exons.